AUGAACAGUACAACAGAAAAUGGAACCAGCCAUAGUGAAACGGAGAAGGUGGUUUCAGAAGUGGCCGACGCAAAAUCAAGUGACAGGAUGUAUGUGAAAUCUCUGGAGCAUAUAUUCUACGACACUAUUGAUGGUGUCAACUACUACGCAUUCAACAAGAACGGCAGAGUCAAAGAACAGCUUCCUUUAGUUCUUGAUCUUGAUCUGCGUUGCGAUGACGUCAUCGUGUCAGGGUAUCCCAAAUCCGGAAAUCACUGGAUCUUCGAAGUUCUGACGAUGAUUUUACAUCAAAACACGAACUUUAACGAACGCGUUUUUCACAUCAACUUGCUGGAAUUUCUGAAUAAAGAGGUUCAAUUCGUGCUAGAUGCGAUCCCGUCGCCAAGAGUCCUAACCACCCACCUGAGAUCUCAUCGACUUCCGAAGCAGGUCAAGGAGAAGAAUCUGAAGAUCGUGUACGUUUUGAGAAAUCCCAAAGAUGUGGCGGUAUCUAUGUAUAACAUGUUUAUCAACAAUGGUCCGCUUUACACAAGAUACAAUGGGACUUUUGGAGAAUUUAUCGACCUAUUUUUGAACGGGAAAUUUUUUUGGGGUCAGUGGUGCGAUCAUGUGUGGUCGUAUGAAAGAUUUACGAAUGGACAUCCCGACCAUUCUGUCUACAUUGUGCCUUUUGAAAAGAUCAAGGAAGAUCCUGUAAAAAUUAUCCGCGGUCUUUGCUCUUUCCUAAGCAAGCCUGAUUUUCUUGCAGAAGAUAUUGUCCGAGUAACAGAAUUCAGUAACAUGAAGAAUAUUCUCAGCAAUGGCAAAAUGAAGAAGAUAAACCAACUGGUAACACAAGACGGCAAGGAUUUCAUUUUUAGAAAAGGAGAGGUUGGUGACUGGAAAAACUGGCUAACGGCAGAUCAAAAUGACGUCUUCAAUAAAAUAUUUGAGGAGAAAAUGGCUGGGUCCAAACUGGCAGAUAUAAUUAGAGAGUAUAUGUAA
This is a messenger RNA of Candidula unifasciata, 984 nucleotides long. Lineage: Eukaryota; Metazoa; Mollusca; Gastropoda; Stylommatophora; Geomitridae. The record is from the annotation of a GenBank genome assembly.